AUGCAGAGCUUCACUUUUGCGCCGCCGACGCUGGCGCCGCGCGAGAACCAGCGCAAUUAUGUCUUCGUAGACGAGCACAACAGACACAAGCGCUUGAAAGUAAUGAGAGCAUGCGAAGGCUGCCGCAGACGCAAGAUCAAAUGCGACGCAGCCACGACGAAUGCAUGGCCUUGCGCUGCAUGCAUCCGUUUAAAGCUCAACUGUGUACCACCUACCGUCAACUACGACAAGGACUACAAUGGUACCCAGACAUUCGACCUCGAGCCAAAGCCUCUCGAGUAUACUCCAGAGGCCCCCUCACAGCAUGACUACCAACAGCAUGCCUCCAUGGCCCAGCCCAUGUCUCACCAAAUGCCUCUGUCCAUGCCCGCCGCCGCCCAGGCCAUGUACCAGGCCUCGCCAUAUGUAGAACAGCAGCCACAAGACCAAGUUCACUAUCAUCCAGCCAUGUCGCAACCUCAGGUAGUUCAGCAGACAAUGUGCUAUGCUCCGCAACAGUCCUACUCGCAAGCAUCAUCGGCACCCCCGCCCACAAUCCUAACCCCCCCAGAAUCGGAACCCCAUUGGCGAACGGAUUCCGUCUCAAGCCUGUCUGAGGCUUUGGGCGAACUCAAAAUUGACCACACUGCUAUUGCACCAUACAUUACCAACAUGAAGAAGGCCCUGGCCGAGACACCAGCACAAGAAGAAUUCGAGGUGCAGCUGCCGCCAUCCGUCAGUCUGGAUCACACAGUUCGCAUACCUCCAGAAAUGAUGCCUUCAGAAGACCAGGCCCUGCACUAUUUUGACUACUUCUUCACCAAUGUCCAUCCUUACUGCCCAGUCAUCAACAAGGCCUACUUUUACCAGCAAUGGCAUAGCGCGCCAGACUCGAUUUCGCCUCUCUUGCUCGAGUCCAUCUUUGCCUGCGCGACACUGAUGCUCGGGGACACGGAACAAGGCAACAAGUGGCUGGCCCUCGCAGCAAGGCACGAAGAAAGCUUUAGAGACGUGUCGCGACUUAGCACUAUGCAAGCCAUGACACUGCUGCUAAAAGCUCGUGAAGCGUCGCCAAAACGCGGCUACUUUUGGCGCUCUUGGAUGGCUACCGUCAGCCUGGUAGCAAUGGCCAAGGACCUGGAAUUGCAUGAGCAUUACGAUACCCACCAGAUGGGAAAGUCUUGUGGGUCGACACCGCAUGACUGUGUCGCAAAGACGAGGGUGUGGCAGAUGUGUUUGGUAUUCGAAGUCAUGAUUGGGGGUCCCCAAGGGCGCUAUGAUUACGGCGUGGAUACCGACACGGUGGAUUUUGAAAUGCCCAGGCCCAUUGCCGGACAGGAUCCCAGCGAGCUCCAGAUUGCGCGCCAGUUUGUGCAGUAUCUCCGUAUUGUCAAGAACGUGUCUCAUUCGGCCAUGAUGUACGGAAAGCUGAGGAAGAAGACGUCUGAUUGGGCCCUGGAUCCUGCUUUUGUCGCGCACAACACCGACUUCUCGCUCUGGCUGCGCGACCUGCCCGAGGACAUGCAGAUUGUCUACCCCCAGGAUGGCUCGGCGCCGUGGAUCCCGUCUCAUCAGAUUGCCAACAUGCACAGCUACCACUGCCUCGCCAUCAUCAUGCACUUUCGACCUCAGCUGCACGCGGUAUCCGACUCGUACGACGCCAUUUGGAAGCAGCACAUGCUCACGUGCUACUCGGCUGCCAAGAACCUGUGCAAGCUCCAAGAGGCUAUCCUCAAAACCUACGGCAUGCCUGGGCUGUUGUGUAUGAUGAGAGGCAUCAGCUUCCACAUCUAUGCUGUGCUGACGUGCACCAUGCUGCACCUCGUUGCCCUCACGUGCCCUGACCCUGACAUCAACCUCGACGCCAGAGACUUUUUCGUAAGGCAAAUGCGCGUUCUGGAGACGAUUUCGCCCUCGUUCCCAAUGCCCGAGAUGCAGCAGCAAGUCAACAGCCUGCGCCAAGCCUUCUCGGCCGACUGCACCAAGCCGUUUGAGUUGAAACCGUCGUUUCCCUUUGGCAGUCCCCAGGUAGCUCCGCAAACGAGUCCGUUGAGCCACCAGGGUUCUUACCGACGUCACCCGGGCCACUCUUCGCCGUUGGAACAACCAGGUCAGGUCACAUAUCAUGCACACCCCAUUACUCCACCAAUCUCGGCAUCGGACCACGGGUCAAAGGCUGACUCUCCCGUAGCUCAGUCUUUGGUCAUGAUGGCGUCGGGUCAGCGUGUGCUCCAGUCAGCAUCUAACUUGCAGAUGCCCGACAAUGCGCAAUGGAACCCACAAAGGAUCUUUGAUCAAUGGAAUGUUGCCUUUGGUACGCCCCCUCCCACUAGCGCGUCCUCUCAGUCUUCCCCGCCUCUAAGACCCAACCCUUCAGGAACCAAUUACGACAUGCGGCCGGCGCAGGACCACAUGCAACCCAACUAUCAAAUGGCGAAUACUUCGCCCCAAUCGACCCAUGUUCACGGACCACCGGGUCAAAUGCCCCCGUCAUCGACUUACUCCAAUCCCGCCGCGCCCGUCUAUGUGACUCCGACCAUGUGGCAGGAAGCCGUUCAAAGUUCCAUGCCCGACGGUCUUAAGCGCAGAUGGGAUGGUAACGCCAUGGCCGACCAGUCCAUGUACAAACGAUCACGCUGA
Messenger RNA from Exserohilum turcica Et28A, 2619 nucleotides. RefSeq lists its product as uncharacterized. Gene Ontology annotation, molecular function: DNA binding; zinc ion binding; DNA-binding transcription factor activity, RNA polymerase II-specific. The coding region runs from base 1 to 2619 and encodes 872 amino acids. The transcript is spliced from 8 exons. NCBI's taxonomy places the organism in Eukaryota, Fungi, Ascomycota, Dothideomycetes, Pleosporales, Pleosporaceae. The record is from RefSeq and is a predicted model, not a curated record. Gene Ontology annotation, biological process: DNA-templated transcription; regulation of DNA-templated transcription.